Messenger RNA from Gossypium raimondii (Peruvian cotton), 1034 nucleotides. RefSeq names its product glycolipid transfer protein 3. Bases 145 to 819 code for a protein of 224 amino acids. Gene Ontology annotation, biological process: intermembrane lipid transfer; ceramide transport. The record is from RefSeq and is a predicted model, not a curated record. Gene Ontology annotation, molecular function: ceramide 1-phosphate transfer activity; ceramide 1-phosphate binding. Lineage: Eukaryota; Viridiplantae; Streptophyta; Magnoliopsida; Malvales; Malvaceae. Gene Ontology annotation, cellular component: cytoplasm; cytosol; membrane. The transcript has 6 exons.
AUUUAAAAUAAGGAAGGGGUUUGGGGAUAGAGAUUUGUCCAUGAUUGUUCAUGCCAGCAAGUUUUUCUCAAGUAAAAAAAAAACUUAUAUAAGGUUAGCUAGAAUCAAUCGACAAAAUAGCAUGCGGAUGUUGUCGAGACUGAAAUGAAGAGAAAAAGGGAAAUGGAGGGAAAAUCGGAGAUAAGGUCCGCCAUUGAAGAACUGUCCAUGUUAGUCAAAGCUCAGCCUGCAACUGUAGGCGAUAUUAAUCUUGAUGCCGCUCCUAUCCCAACCAAGCCUUUUCUUCAUGUCUGUACUUUGAUUCUUCAAGUUCUUGACAAGAUAGGCCCAACUAUGGCUGUCCUUAGACAAGACAUUCACCAAAAUAUCCAGAGAUUGGAGAAUCUUUGCGAAUCUGAUCCCACAAAGUAUUUAAAUUUGAUUGAGAUGUUGAAAAAGGAAGAGAGUGAAGGCAAUGCAAGAAAGGGUAGCAGUUGCAGUAAAGCCCUUCUCUGGCUUACCAGGUCAAUGGAUUUUAUGGUAGCUUUGUUACAAAAACUGGUGAAGGAUCCUGGGCAGAACAUGGAACAAGCAGUUGAAGAAUCCUAUAAUAUUACUUUGAAGCCUAGGCAUGGAUGGAUUUCGUCGGCUGCUUUUAAGGUGGCACUAAAACUGGUACCAGAUAACAAAACAUUCAUUAGUCUCCUCAUGGCAAAAGAUCAAAAUUGCGACAACCUUAAAGAGGAAAUGCAGACAUUGAUUACAUUACUUGUGCCUUUUCUAGAACAGAUCCAUUCCGUCAUGAGGCUUUACCGGUUGGAUAGGUUGAAAUCUAGCUGAGGAGAAGAAAAAUGGCAAGUGAGGCAUAUGGAGUUUGGUUUUAUUUUGCUGGGGAAAAUAUAAUUAAUCUGUAAAUAGCCUUGUAAAUUGUAAGCAAAAAUUCUUCUUUUAACAGCUACUUUAGUUUUCUAACGUGUUUAGACAUGUAAUAUAAUAUACAGAGGAUCAUAUGAUAUAUAUAUAUAUAUAUAUAUAAUAUUGUUAUUUAAUUUGAA